Molecule: messenger RNA, 803 nt
Organism: Cynara cardunculus var. scolymus (artichoke)
Lineage: Eukaryota; Viridiplantae; Streptophyta; Magnoliopsida; Asterales; Asteraceae
Product: nudix hydrolase 25
Exons: 6
Coding region: 113-640 (175 amino acids)
Biological process (GO): nucleoside phosphate metabolic process; ribose phosphate metabolic process
Cellular component (GO): chloroplast
Molecular function (GO): guanosine-3',5'-bis(diphosphate) 3'-diphosphatase activity; bis(5'-adenosyl)-pentaphosphatase activity
Source: RefSeq, a predicted model, not a curated record
GGGGAGUAUAUAUACACACCCACACGCUCUUAUACUGACAUUACAUUGACUUUCUUCACCAUCUCUCUCUCUAAAACCUACUUUCUCUCUCUAAAACCAUUUCCUCUGCUCCAUGGACGAUCUGCCGUCCGGUUACCGGCCGAACGUCGGCGUUUGUCUCAUCAAUUCCGAUAAUCUGGUGUUCGUGGCUUCCAGGUUAAAUGUACCAGGAGCAUGGCAAAUGCCUCAGGGUGGAAUUGAAGAGGGAGAAGAGCCGACUUCCGCCGCAGUUAGGGAACUUCGAGAAGAAACGGGAGUUGUUUCUGCUGAAAUAAUUGCAGAGGUUCCCAAAUGGCUGACUUACGACUUCCCACCUGCUGUUAAAGCUAAAGUGAAUCGUUUGUGGGGAGGAGGUGAAUGGCAUGGACAAGCACAAAAAUGGUUCCUGAUGAGACUAACAAAAGAUGAAAGCGAAAUCAAUUUGGCGAGUGGUGAAGUUGAUCCAGAAUUUUCAGAGUGGAAAUGGGCAAGCCCUGAAGAAGUCGUCGAACAGGCGGUGGACUACAAAAGGCCGACAUACGAGGAGGUUAUAAGAACGUUCAUGCCUCAGUUGAACGACGGUGGAAAAGCAGCAGCGAAAUGCAGGUCGACCAAAUGGUGAUGCAUGAAGAGCAUGUCUGUCAAGUAAGCUUUGGAAUCCCGAACUAUUAUCGUUAUUAUUAUUAGGUUGCGCCUUGUACAUGAAUGUAACGAUUAAAACCUUCUCAGAUAGGUGUCCAUUUAUUCCUUCCUAAUAAAAUGUUGCCUAAAUUACCUACACAUUC